GACGAGCGGCUACAGAGAAAGGAUAACUGUAGCCGAGUGCCAGAUGAAAUGGUGCUAAUAAAUGUGAUUAAAAAACUACAAUGGUUAACAGGUAUUUAUGUUGAAUUCCAAGACUUCAGAUAAAGUUGUGUGAUUUAACGGGGUUAAAAUUCGGUGUCCAGACAAAGGAAUUCAACGUGGGUCUGCUCUUUUUGAUUGAACAAUCAUCCCACGUGGGGAACAGUAGUCAUAAACUAAACAUUCACACCACCUUCACCAACCAGACUUACUUUUGGAAUGCAUGCAUUUCAUUAGUGUAUACAAUGCCUUGAUCAGACAUUACAAUGGGCUGCUUCGACUCAUCCAUGGGUCCAAUGGGGAUAUUCAAGGGUUACUGGUGUGCCAGUGGACUGUUUGGGAUGUUUCUGGGACUGACGAUUUUAUUGACGGUCAUCCAAGCCAGCCCACACGUCGCAGACAAACACUGGUUGGAUUCCCUCACAGCAGACAGUUUGCCUUCUGACGGCCCAAACUUGCGAUUCUCCCCUCAAAAUCGACCAGUCUCCUUCACUGCAGCAUCGCUAGACCCUGAAUCUACUGCAGUGACACAAUCCUCCGACGGCCAGCCACAGGAGCCGACACUAAACUCUGGUUCUGAUGCUGCUGACAGGGCACUUUCCCACUGGGGCCUUUCACCUUCUCAAAACCCAAAAGCCUUUACCUCAAGUGACCCACUCGCUGAGCAGACAUUAACUCGCACAACACCUGCUCUCAGAUCGUUGACGCCCGGAUCGGGUCCGGAUUUUGAGGGCCCUUCAUCAAGGCGAGCAAGGGAUCUGUUGAAGAAAAGGUCCAUUGUGACGAUAUCAAAACAACCACCCCAAUCAAAUUCCACACCCUCAGCUCCCUUAGGGCCACAGCUUGUUCACCUUUACUCCGACCAGAAGAACGUAGAUGAAUCUCCACCAACACAAAACCAAAGCAAAGCCCCACUUAAUUCUAGAGAGCGAGACACUGAGACACUGGCCCCCAGCUACCUGCCUUUUUUCAGCCCCCACCCCACAGCCGCUCUAUCUGAACCCACGGAGGCCCUACCCGUAGACAUCUUCCCUACCAACACCAUGGAUAAGGACUGGGGCUCCGGGGAGUACAUGGAGACCAUGUCCUUCCUGGGCUCGGAGGGAGACGACUACGCCCUGGUCUCCAACCUGCCCUCGGACAUGUACGACCUGGAGGAGUCGGCCUCAGAGAGCUACGACACGUCCUUCCCGACCAGGGUCGGAGUGACCAUGUCCUCUUUCCUCCCGCAUUUCGUGUCGCCAUCUCUGAGUCUCAGCCCGCCCCUAACCUCCGCCGGUACUCCCACGUCCGUUUAUCCGCCCCCCCUGUCCUCCUCCGUCCAUCCCGCCUUUGAGCCCACUCCCCCGGUUGAGAGUGACGUCACGCGAUCCCUGGACGAGGAUUGGUCCGAGGCCUUCACCAUCCAAGCCACGGACCUCCUCUUGCCCGACAUGAACAGCAUAGAGUACUACACCACCCAGCUGACCAAGGAGAACACCAGCCUGAACACCGGCGCCGAGCUCAGGGGGAACGGCACCAUCUCCGGCCUCGUGUCCAAGAUGUCCAUCAGCACCACACACUUGGUGCCCACCAGGACUUUCACAGUAGACCCCAGCCACAUGCACACCUCUUUGUUCGGAGACGAUGGGCCAACGGACGAGAGCGCGUGGGCCGAGGAGGAGUCCUCGGGACCUUACGCGGGCUACGAGCCUCUCAACGACACCAGCCCGGUGAACGACACAGCGCUGGGUCUCCAGCCAGUCAGCAUGUCAGAGCACUCCUCCAUCGCGACCUCUCCGUCCUUUGUUGACGCUUCUCCGAUCUGGGAGGCAGAGGUCCCCACAACGCAGUUGGCCCCCACACCAGACGCGGGGUCGGACAGCUCUUACUACACCGAGUCCGGGUCCGCUCUGGCCGACGCCACAGCCAUGCUUCCCGACGACGUCCUCCUCUCGUCUUCGCCGUCGGACGUGUACUGGUUCACCACGGAGACGAUCCCCCUCGACGCUAGCUCCGUCACACCCGUCCUGAGCGCUAGCACGGCCCCCACGCCCGCCGCCUCCGCCGCACCGGCCCCCGAUGACACUCCUGCCCCCGAUGAAACCCCUGCCCCAGGCGAAGCCACUCCCAGCACUACCGUCAGCGCCACUCCCAACGCCACCGUCCAACCGUCCUCAAUGGAACCCUCACCCGACGACACGUCGCCUCCUCCCAUAAUGAUCGCCGACGAGGGUGUGAGCGGAGAGCCGACCGAGGGCCAUCCUGUGACACCGACAGCUUCAGCUGAAGAUAACACGACCUCUCUUAUGCUCCCGGUUACUACCACUGCCGCGGCCACUACUCCUCACAUCACAACGUCUAUCCCUACUACCGGUCAACCUGAAGCCGUCACCACGCUCAGCACCACCACGGUCACUACGGGCAAGAGCCCGGCAACGACACCGCAGGCGAGGCAGUAUCUCUGCAGCAUCGACAAUCCCGCGUAUGCAGUUAGAGUCGGUUUCCCCUCCGGGGCCACCGUCGGAUAUGCCAAAACCCAGAUCAGGGACAUCCUGAAGAGUGAAUUCAACAAACCAGUUGAACUGCAGGUUUUGGUGCCUCCUCCCAAGUUUGUUUUCCGCGUGGUAUCAGGCCCGGUGGUGUACACGGCCAUAGCUGUCACCAACGCCCUGCGAAGGUCUGGCCGCCGCUUCCUGUCUGUGGCUCCGGGUUGGACCCAGCCUGACAAUAAGUACCUGGCCCAUUCAGUGCUGCAGUUCGUGCCGGGCAACGUGGACGUACGGGCCUGCAACUUCAGCGAGCGGAUAGAGAAGGGGCUGACCCUGGCGUUGGCCGAAGUGCGGCGGCGUGCGCAGGAGUCCACCAACUUCACGGUGCACAUUGUGAACAUUACCAUGGCUGGCCCCGGACGUCAACAGCAGCCAGUGAACAUUUUCUUCGCCGUGCGGGGCUCCGGGGGCUACCUCCUUGGGUCAGAGGUCACCAACCUGCUGUUGAGGCUAACCAUGGUGGAAUUCAGCUACUACAUGGGCUUCCCGGUGUUGGAGAUAGCCGAGCCGUUCCACUAUGCAGAGCUCAACACCACACAGCUUCUUCGAUCCUCUUGGUUGAGAACAGUGCUCCUCGGUGUGCUGGACCCCAGGGUGGGUGACCCGGGCUUCCAGGCGAAGAUAGAGCGCCAGCUGGCCCAGCUGCUGGGCGAGGCCAUGGGGACGGUGCGGCGGGCGAAGAGAGCCACCACUGUGGGCAACAGCAGUGUUCAGGUGGUGAGCCUCAGUGAGCUGACGGGGGCGGACCACCCCCUGGAGAUAGUGUACUUCGUGGAGGGUCCCAGCGGACAGAGGGUGCCCGCGGUCCAGUCGGCCGAGCUGCUGAACAGCCUUGACGUGCAGAGGGCUGCCAUUGUCCUGGGACACCGAGUGCAGGGCAUCCUGGCACAGCCCGUAGAGAAGGUCGCGUCCCAGCCCCCGGACGCGGAGAACACGGUGCUGUGGAUCGUCAUCGGCGUGGUCGUCCCUCUGCUGGUGGUCAUCGUCAUCGUCUCCAUCCUCUACUGGAAGCUGUGUCGCACCGACAAGCUGGAGUUCCAGCCCGACGCCAUGACCUCCAUCCAGCAGAGACAGAAGCUGCCAGCCCCCACGGUGAAGGGCUUCGACUUUGCCAAGCUGCACCUGGGACAGCACGGCAAGGACGACCUCAUGGUGGUCCAGGAGCCUGAACCCCAGGGGCCCCACCCUGCGCCCGGCAAAGAGGGCCUCUACCCGCCCGAGAACAGGGAGAUCCCCGUCCCCACGUCCAAGACGUCCGUGUCCUCCGUCAAGGCGUCGCUCAGUGGCCGCCGGCGGGAGAGGAUCUCGCCGUCGGACGGGGACUCUGUGGUGAGCGACGGCUCCAGUGGGCGGGACUCAGGGGAGGAUCCACGGCGAGGACAGGUCACGCCCAGCGACAGCAAGCAGGCGCGCAAAACACCCAUCAGUGUUGCAAACGGCAAAAAUAGAAUCGGGCCCCCGCCCAUGAAUGGUUCGGAGCAGCUGUCUUCCACGGCGUCCAUCUUCGAGCACGUGGACCGUAUGUCCCGCUCCAUGGAGGCGAGCAGGAGGCUGCCCAACAAGAUCCAGCUCAUCGCCAUGCAGCCCAUGGCCGUCCCCCCACUUCUCAGGCCCAGCGUCAACGGAAAGAUACCGGUGAACCCCCACAUGAACAAAGAGAUGCAGGUGGCGCUGAGACACAAGUCGGAGAUCGAACACCACCGCAACAAGAUCCGCCUGCGUGCCAAGAGGAAGGGCCACUACGACUUCCCCGCCAUGGAGAACACGCCGUCCAACGGCUUCGGAGACACCAAAGACCCGGGCCGGAUCUACCAGAAGGCCCGGCAGCAGAUAGACCGGAUCCUGGACCCGGAGCUCCACAUCCCCUCCCUCUUCACAGAGUCCAAGAAAGGGGCUCGAGGCCGGCGCUCCCCGAGGCAGAGGAGGAAGGACCAGCUGAGCGCGGGGCUGGCGGACGCAGACCGGGACCACCUGAUCACCAGCGACAGCGACGCCGUCUACAGAAGGGGUCCCGGCGUCAGCAACGUGGCCUUCGUGUCGGACCCCGACCAGGGCUCCCCCGCCCGGAGCCCCUCGCCCAGCGACGACGUCUUCCUGGGCCCCUCCUCCCCGCCGCCGGGCCACGCCCCCGCUCCGCCCCCCUACGCCCCGCCCCAGCCCUCCAUCGAGGAGGCGCGGCAGCAGAUGCACUCGCUGCUGGACGACGCCUUCGCCCUGGUGUCGCCCACCUCGCAGGGCAGCGCGCCGGGCGUCACCCUCCCGGGGGGCGGCGGCGGCCCCCACCACCCGCCGGGCGCCAGUCCGCCGGCGGCCCCCGGCUCCAGGGCCUGGGGCUCGUCCCGCCCGCUGCCCCUCAGCUCCUUCCCCGGGCCCCUCACCAUCGCUCAACCCCCUCACUCACAGAGGUACAACGACCUGGGUUUGCCCCCGAGCCUCCUACACCGACAGGGGCUAGGCUCCAGCUUCCUGCCCCCAGGGGAGGCCCCAGGCGCUGGGCCCCCACUGCAGCCUGACAGCCUGUACCCUAGCAAGGGCCACUACGCUGAGGAGCAGCCCUUGUCCGCCAGACCACGACCAGUAGGGGGCACUGCAGGCUCCCAGCUCCACCACCUGACGCAGGUGGGUCUGUCCAGCCGCAUCAGCAGGGGACCGGUCGGACAGAAUGACGACUGGAGCCAUUACCAUGACAACGACUACUCCGCUCCAGGCCAUGGCAAGGAUGCGAUGCCCCGGAACGGUAUCAGGGAGCCCUCCGCACCGCCGGCCCACCAGAACACGCCCGGGCUGGGCUACCCCUCGGCCCCGGAGCCCCUGGACGCCGGCCCUCCCACCCACUCCUCGGCCUCCCUGAUCAAGGCCAUCCGGGAGGAGCUGCUGCGGCUGUCCCAGAAACAGGCGGCGGUGUCCAGCUACCACAGCUGAGGCGCCCCCCCCCUACCACCACCCGGACGCACCGGGCCCUAGUGGACCCCAGCCGCUCUCCGCCUCACCAGUCAUGCCACUACCUGCCCUUGCCUUGGUCCUCUGUCUGCCUUUGUCUGUUGAUGCUUCCCAUGGAAGUCUCCUGACUGCGAACGGCAUGCGGGGGUGACCUGUGCCCCGGCCCAUCCGCUAGACUGAGGAACGCCAGGCAGUCGCCGCCAGGCGUAUGUCCCACUGACGUACAGAGGGUUGAGUCACGGGACACAUUGUUUGAUACGGUAUUUUAGGACGGUAGCGCGAUCGAAGCAGGGUCAAGGCUCACUGCUUGUGAGCUGCGGUGUUGUGGGCAGCAUCGAGAACAUUCUGGUGAACUUCAGAAAGACAGGGGACACAACAAGAACAUUCUGAGCAGUAUUUUUUGAACCACGGGCCUUUCGGAGAUGUCUCUCCUUUCGUCAUUCACCCUGGCAAACUACUGUUGUCUGUUGUUUGCAGUUUGAACGCAACUACCAUUUGUAUGUUUUGCUGUGUUUAUUAUAAUCAUAACAGUAAUGAUAGCAGUUGUUUAGGGAAGGUUGUGUGUGUGUGUGUGUGUGUGUGUGUGUGUGUGUGUGUGUGUGUGUGUGUGUGUGUGUGUGUGUGUGUGUGUGUGUGUGUGUGUGUACAACUUACCAAUGGUUGUCUCAUUCUGCCUUACCAUCUUUUCGCUCCGCCUUGACACUGUGAUCCAGGGGUUCUGAGAGGAGCUGCCUCCUUCACAAGUGAACUCCGCAUCUACGUCAUACACUUGUCUACGGCUGUGUGGUGCAUGCUGGGAUUUAGUGCUUUGAUGAUUUAUGUGGCCAGUGAAACAACGGUUAAAGUGAAUUGUGUUGAAUUCUAAAAAUGGCGGAAGGAGUGGGAAGUGCCUAAUCGGCAUGUCAGUGAGGACUCGUAGUAGGGGGACUUAAGAGACUUGAAUUUAAGUACUUAUAAACACUACCUAUUUUUCAAAGUAUCAAAGUAGCACAUGUUAUGCAUACUAUGAUGGUGGCCAAAUAUUUGAGUGACAUUUUGAGGUUCCGAGAUCAGUUCCCAGUUUUUAUUUGUCACUAUUGGAACCAGAAAGGGGAUGUAUUAAUAAUGAAAGCCCCAGCUUUGACAUUCAUAGCAACCUAAUAAAGGGUCACUUAAUGCAGGGUUUUCAUUUUUCAACCAAAAUAAAAUCACUUCCUAGCCAAAAUUAAGUAUACAAACAGUAAUUAAAUUAUUCAUAAUUCAACAUAACUUAUUAGUGAGGAAUAGGGAGGUAUACUGUAGAUACACUAUUGUUAAUAAUACAAUUGUUUCUAUCUUGCUUGCCACUUGGAGCGUAAUUGAUAUGUAUGCUGACCGCAACAUUCAGAUCAGAUGUUCCAUCAUGCUAUUCCUACUGCAUAAUGGUAUAGUAGGAGGUUCAAAUGAAUGAGGGUAUGACAGCUUUUUUACAAACAGUAACCAGAGUCUUUCCAGUAUACAGUAUACACGAUUACGGCAUUUCUGUUUGUUUUUAAAGCAGGCAAAAUGUUUUGUUUAGUAGCGCGGUCACAAGUUCUAUUUACAAUGAUAAUUUAGAAAGAUGCUGUAGGUAAGAUAUAAGUGUUGUUGUUUGAGUCUAAUGGUUAGAAAUGCCACAGCCACUCCUAAGCUCAUCAGUGAGUGAAAUGCUCUGUGAGAAUAUAAUUUGAGAGAUGACGGCGUCUCCCUCUGUAUAAUUCAAUUUUGAUUUGAGGCCUUUCCUGCCAUAUUUUUCCAAGCAGGGAGUCUCUUCCCUGAAUGGUGAUCCAUCUUGCCUGUCGAACAAAUGUGUGUAAAAAGCAACACUUCCCAAUGGCGGAGAAACGUAGGAAGGGAGAGAGCAGAAAGUGAGGGGAUGUUUUUAUAGUGUUUAGUUUCAAAAUCUUUGCUCUCUUCUCUGCUAUCUUUACAAACUCUGGAAUCUUACCUACAGCCCCUUGAAUCGUUUCCCUAAUGUGCUUUAGGAAAUACUAGUAAUCUUCCUUGACUUGAGGUCCAUUUUGUAAUGUUCUUUUCAAACCUUCCUUUGUCAUCCCACUGGUUUGACGCGUGUUCCGAUUCUCCAGCCACGACUGUUCUGUGCACAUAUUGUUAUGUUCUGGGCCUGAAGUCCUAUUUCGUAUUAAUUUUAAAUAAAAAUAACAAUUAAACAAAAAUAAAAGAGGAUCUGGUUUCAAAGGCAGAGUUUUUGACAAAUACUUUCUGGGAUUGGAUGUCAGGAACUAGACAUUGUAUGAGGGGUAUUCAAUCAAAUAACCACUGUUACACAUCUGAGAUGCUGUAGCCUCCUUUAAUCCAUGUGAUGUGCCUAGCAGAAUCAUACCUCCCCCACCCGUGAUGUUCUGUAAUGGUUUCCUAUCAUCAUCCUCAUGAGUCAUCCUCUGUGAACUAUCUUGUUUCAAGAACAACUUCCCAUUUCCUGCCAUUUGCACUUGUUUUCCUGUUGUUUUCAUCCUCCAAAAUAUGUUACAAACUUGUUGUUUAUUUGUGGUCACUUAUUUUAUUAUUUAAAACCACUUUUAGGAUAAUUUUGUAAAUUGGUUAUGUUUGUAUCAAUCUCACACUGAAUGCCUCCAUCUGCUGGUUUGGUUAUGAUUUAACAGCCUUAAACCCUCUGAGGCCAACAUUUAGUUGUUUUUGUUUGGUCGGAUGGUUGUUUGCAUGUGCUUUGGUUUUUGAGUGGAGUGUGUUGGCUGGUCCAACGUUGUAUUUGACUGAUAUAGUGCAAAUGUCUUAUUAUUGAUAGCUGUAGACUUUAUGUUCACAUUUGUUGGUUUUUGAGCAUGAAAUACACAUGACAAUGUUCA
This is a messenger RNA of Gadus morhua (Atlantic cod), 8353 nucleotides long. Its product is annotated as UPF0606 protein KIAA1549. The record is from RefSeq and is a predicted model, not a curated record. The coding region runs from base 324 to 5510 and encodes 1728 amino acids. Lineage: Eukaryota; Metazoa; Chordata; Actinopteri; Gadiformes; Gadidae. The transcript has 22 exons.